AUGACGGAGCCUCAACUGGCGGGUGCUACGCCGCCGGUGCUGGCGCCGAAUUUGGAGGCGCAGCUUACUUGUUCUAUCUGCACCGACCUCCUCCACCAACCCCUCACCCUCCUCGACUGCCUGCACACCUUCUGCGGCGCCUGCCUCAAAGAAUGGUUCUCCUUCCAAGCCCAACGCAUCGAGUCGUCCCCGGGCCCUCCCCCACCCCCCGGUACCCCCUUAUUCACCUGCCCGAGCUGCCGAGCAGGCGUCCGCGACACGAAGCAUGACGCGCGAGUAUUCAGUCUGUUGGAUAUGUUCCUGGCGUUGAAUCCCGGCCGGGGGAAGAGUGAGGUGGAAAAGAGGGAGAUGGAUGCGAGGUAUCGGAAGGGGGAGAGGGUGAUGCCAAGGGUGAGGAAGGUGGAGGACCGCACGGAGGAGGAGAGGUGGGCGGAUGAGGAGGAGAGGAGGGUGCUGGAGCAGGUUAGGUUGGUUAGUUUGAGGGAGGCCACGGAGGGGGUUGGCUCCUCUGGAUCUUCUGGUUCUGGUUCUGGUUCUGGUCCUUCUGCUUCUGCCGGGAGGCGGGGAAAUGGAAAUGGAGGGCGUAAUAGGAGUAGGGAUGCGAGUAGGGUGAGGGGGUCAGGGUCAGGGUCGGAUAGGGAGAGAGACGGUGCUGCUGCUGCAACUGGCUCAGGGAGGAGGAGGGCGCAGAGCGUGACGGUGAGAGCAGGAGACGGCAGCGGUGGGGAGCGGGAAUCCGGAGGUGGUCGCAGGCGGAGUGAGUCGAGACAGCGGGGCGGCCAGGGGGCCGUCGCCACAGCGUUGGAAGCGGAUGUCCGGGCGCGACAGGUCGAGCACCAGAGCUCACUGCGGAAUUUGAUCAGUACCGAUGGCAUGGACAUUCGGGAUAUCGAGCGGGAGGUGGAGGAGUUUGCGCGGCAGAUUCAAGAGGAAGGGUUGUUGGAUGGGUUGGACUUGGAUAACUUGGAUUUGGAGAACAACGACGAGCUCAGCCGCAAGAUCACCGAGGCGUACCGGAGACGACACCGCGAGAGAAGGCGGGACGGCGGGCGACGGAGUAACGCCAGCGCGCACUCGCACCGGUCGGAUAUCGCAGCGGCGCGGCCCCGGUCCCGGACAGACGACAACUCACGGCCGACGAGCAGACACGCGGCGCGGUCGAGAGCGCCGAGUGUGGGCAGCGAUGGAGACCGUAGCCGGUAUCCGCCGUCUAGCUCGGCGCAUCUCGAUGUUGGGGAACAGGCGCGGCGUCGGCGGGCGUCGAGUGGUGCUCGGAGCGUGACGUUGCCCACGGUGCCGACUGCCGGAACACAGGCGGGCAAUGCCGGGAGCGUGGGGUCUCGGGCGCAGACGGAUCUCUCGGGUCGGGCACGGGGGGCUAGUGGUGCUGAUUCACAUGUCAGACGGCCGAGUAUGGGGAUUGAGGUCAGGAGUUCGAGUUCACCCACGACUGCAGGUGCUACCGGGCCGGUGUCGAGACGGGGCUCUCCGGCGAACCAGGGGCUUCCACUUCCGUUUAGUGCGCGGGCCAUCGCAAACUUGGGUCUUCAAGCCCAGACGCAACAAGCACAAGCACAAGCACAAGCACAAGGACAACAACAUAUACAGCCUCAAACCAGCGAUGGCCGGUCUACUUCAGCGCACAGCGGACGGAGGUCAGACAGGCCAGGCGCCAUAGAUGUCCGUCCGGAAUCACCCACGCUCGGGUCCAGCUCGACGCCGCCAAACCUCGUAUCCCCCCCUUUAUCCCCUCGAAGGCCAGACUCCCAACAACAGACGGCCCGGUACAAAGAGCCGUACAUCAGCUGCAACGUGUGCCACCGCGAGCACAUCGAGUACGACCUGCACUACAACUGCAGCCUCUGCCACAGCGGCGAGUGGAACAUCUGCCUCGACUGCUGGCGUCGACGCAAGGGGUGUCUGCAUUGGUUCGGCUUCGGCGCUGCAGCCUGGGCGCGAUGGGAGAAAAUCAACAACGCCAACAACAACAACGCCCUCGGAGACCACAACCAGCAGCAGCCACCAGCCGCUCCACCUCACGUCCUCGCCCCGCGCCGCUACCUCCCCCCGAAACAAAUCCCCGCAGGCGCCGACACGCGCCGCAUGCUCAUGACCCCGGAGAACCCGGCUGACCGGCUGCAAACGGGCACAUUUUGCGCACGCUGCGAGGCAUGGACCAACGAGUGCUACUGGCGGUGUGAUACGUGCAAUGAUGGCGAGUGGGGGUUUUGUAGCGGGUGCGUGAGCCAGGGGAAUGCGUGUACUCACCCGCUGCUGGCGCUGGAAUAUCACGAGUCGGGGCCUCCGUCGCCGACAACGACGACGAUGGCAACGACACCACACACAAACAACUUCCAACCCGUCCUGCCCACGCCCUGCUGCUCGGCCUGUCGGAUCCCCAUCGCCCCGUCUGAUCCCCACUACCAUUGCUACACCUGUCUGUCCAACAACCUCGUCCACGUUCCAGACUACGCCCAUGACGGCCCGUCCACACCGCCCCACGACAAACAACAUUACCAGAAUCAGCAGCCCCAACAAAACAGCUACGACCUCUGCACACCCUGCUACACCUCAUUCCUCACCGACGGCACCAUCGCCCCCGAGAACGGCCCCAGCGGCUGGCGUCGGUGUUUACGUGGCCAUCGUAUGGUGGUGGUCGUGUAUGCCGCUGAUCCUGAGGCGCUUCGGGCAGCAGCAGCUGCCGCUACCGCCGCUUCUCCAUCUGGUGGACCCGGAUCUGGGUAUGGGACAGGGGCUGGAUCGGGGUAUUUCGCGCGGUAUUUACGUCGGAGGGUGAUACGGGAUUUGGUAGGCGGGAGGAGACUGGGGUUUCAGGAGGUGGAUGUGCCGAGGACGGAUGAGGGGCGGGUGUGGAUUGCGUCGUGGGGGGAUGAUCAGAGUGAGGGCGGGAAUGGGAAUGGGAACGAGAGAAAGAAAUGGGAGCGGUUAUACGCCGAAGACGUUGGGAUUCCCACGGCUAGUCUUGCGCCGACUCUUGGUCUUCACAUCAACAGUCACAAUAACAGCAACGGACACAGUAACAGUAACGACCACAGCACCAGCGAAGGAAGGUUCACCAAGGCUUUCCCCCCCGACGGCGGGACCGGAUUGAAAGCCGUUGCAGGCUGGGGAUGGACACCGGCGGCUGGGGUGCAGGAUGAGUUGUUGUUUCCGCGGGGGGCUGAGGUGUUAGAGGUGGAGGAUGUGAAUGGGGAGUGGUUCCAUGGGUUUUAUAUGGGCACGCGGGGGCUGUUUCCGGCGCCGUAUGUGCGGCUGUAA
Messenger RNA from Dichotomopilus funicola, 3279 nucleotides. RefSeq lists its product as uncharacterized. Lineage: Eukaryota; Fungi; Ascomycota; Sordariomycetes; Sordariales; Chaetomiaceae. Gene Ontology annotation, molecular function: metal ion binding; protein binding. The record is from RefSeq and is a predicted model, not a curated record. The transcript has 2 exons. The coding region runs from base 1 to 3279 and encodes 1092 amino acids.